CUCGCUUAUCUGAGCGUUCGCUAAAAGGGCGGCAGCAGAUGCGCCGUCCAUGCCGGGUUUAAGUCCGCUAAGAAGCCACUAGUCCAAUUAACCGAGAGGAAGGCGGAAAUACGCGCACGUAGGCUACUCAAACUAACUCCCUGCUUAGCGCCCGGACCAUGGAUAUGCGCGCCUCCGCGGCGUAUGACGAAGAACAGAAACGACGGCCCGCCGUGACCGAAUAAGUUGGACCCCGGCAGCGACACCGUCCCACUUCAGUGAUACGCAUGUGUCUCUAGAGCGGUUGUAGGAACCUACCGGAGGCGUAGGACUCACACAAUAAGCUCCCCGAGUGUCUGUUAUCGGGCCGCCUGCGCGCGCGCGCGUCACCCGGAGACCCUCCGCAGCUCCCCGGGACCGUUGGUGAGGGGUGCCUUCGUUGACAUGGAAACGUUCACCGACGUGCUGCUCGUCACCGCCAACGUCGGGUCGCUCUUUGACAAUGUGGGUGAAAUUCAAAAUGAGUGGUUACAAGAACUGUAUACGACUGUCCACAGGCACAACCCACAGUUCAUCGCCCUGCACUUCCAGGAGGUGGGAGGAAAGGACUACAUGGUCAACAUGGGCCACGCCGAAAACUUUUUCCGGAACAUUGACUGCAGUGAGGAAAUGAAAGACUUUGACAGGGUCUGCAUCUAUGUGGACAACCAGUUCCAGGCCGAAGACAGCUUCACGGCUUUGGGGAGCUUGUACUUCAUACGCAAGACACUGAAAAACAUCUAUCAGUAUGAUUUUAAUGUUAAGGAAUUCAAAGCGGUGUCGGGACGAAACAAGCAUGUGGGCCCUCUGGAGGGGGUCGCCACCGUGGAGAUUGAAAAAUUCUCAAAGAAUUUCUGGCCUGAUUUCAAGUGGUCCAGAAAGGGCUUCAUGAGGACCCGCUGGAUUAUACACAACCAAGGUCUGGACCUGGUCAAUGUCCACCUGUUCCACGAUGCCUCCAACCUCGUUGCCUGCAGCUCCAGUCCGUCCAUUUACUCAGCCAACCGCAAAAACGCUCUGCGAUACGUCAUUAACAGGAUAUCAGACAGCCGCUACACUCCUCUGCCUUUCAUCGUGUUUGGAGAUUUUAACUUCCGCCUAGACACACUUAGUCUGGUCCAACAUCUGUCCACAGCGGCAGACGUGCAGACGGUGAAGAGGGAAUGCAGCAAUGAAGUGGAGAAGAUCAUCUGUGAGGAAAAAGACAACGACCGCCAGGUGCUGCUCCGCAUCGAGGAGAAGCUGUUUGUCUACCUGCACCACGCGGUUUUCCAGGAGAACAACGGCGGGGAGUUAUUAAAGUAUGACAAAGAAGUUGCAGCCUUUCACGAUGUAAUUAAGGAAGAGGACAUCGGGUUUCCACCCAGCUACCCCUACAGCGAGGAGUACACUAAACCGACCCAGUACAUGAACACCCGCUGUCCGGCCUGGUGUGAUCGUAUCCUAAUGUCGCACUCUGCCCAAGAAUUCAUCCACAAGGGAGAGGACGGAGAGAAGUGCGUUGUUUACAACACAGUGGGUCCUCGUGUGUGCAUGGGAGACCAUAAGCCGGUUUUCUUGUUCUUCUCACUGAAGACGAUUGACCAUUGACUUGGAUCCUUUCAAAUGGUCUCUACCUACACCAUCCUCACAGCUGAGUCUGCAGUAUCAGUACAAGAGGAUAAUCACCAUGAUAGUUACCCGGAACAAACUCGCCCAUCCAGCCAGCAGCGGGGGUCAAUUGAGCGAACACCCGCUGUGAACACCCCGUCCUCACGUCCCACGUGUCUCACACACCGCUGUCUCACUGCCACGUGCUGUCCGAUCACAGCCCGAAGGACGCAAGCGCGCGGUUAUCAGCAGCUGGCGGUUGUUGUUUUCAGAUGAUCUGCUCGCUCUCAGAUCUUAAACCCUGAUACCUGAACGCUUGACAUCACAGAGGAUGUUCCUGCCUUCCUCUAUGGGGACAAAGAAAUGAUGUAAAGACAGAAGUUAUCACAUGGACGUGUGUGCAGACCAUUCCUACCUUUUAAAAUUAUGCCUUUUUCUUCCAGGCAGUGUCAGACAAACCCUGCCACAAAUGUGCUCAGCGCUUAUCGGCCCUGUAUAUUUUAUUAAAUGUCCUCAGCAAGUCAGACCUUUUUGUUCCAACUGAACUGAACUCCACUCCAAGAGGUUUUAUGUUUUUAGUUAGUUGGCUCAAAUAAGGCUUUGCUAAACACAAACAAGAUUGCUAUAAACCCACUAACCUUGUU
Gasterosteus aculeatus aculeatus (three-spined stickleback) is the source of this 2252-nucleotide messenger RNA. RefSeq names its product inositol polyphosphate-5-phosphatase L (gene inpp5l). NCBI's taxonomy places the organism in Eukaryota, Metazoa, Chordata, Actinopteri, Perciformes, Gasterosteidae. Gene Ontology annotation, molecular function: inositol-polyphosphate 5-phosphatase activity. The record is from RefSeq and is a predicted model, not a curated record. Gene Ontology annotation, biological process: phosphatidylinositol dephosphorylation.